UACAAAGACACCUAUCGACAUUGUUCUAUUUAUUUUCUUGUUGGUAUAACGAACUUACUCUUUCGAUAUUUAAAUUUCUUUUUUAAUUCGUGAAAUUUGCGUUUGCAAGGCCAAAGAGCUAUCACGUGGUCUCGAUGGCACUCACGCCCUUCCUCGCUCUUUCGUAAACUUCUGAUAUGGAAACCUCAAGAUAAAAAUUGCGUUUCUAACAAGGCUUCAGUUUGUUCAAGUGGGCUACCGACGUCUAUCGAUCUUCUACGGUUCAAAUCAAACGUGUUAUUAGCUGGCAAAUAGAAAAGGUGCCCUACUAGCAGUACUUCUCUUUCUCUUAUUUAAACACUUGCCGAUUCACUUCUCUGGAUUUUCGCGAUGUUCCGUUUAUGUUUUGGUAAAGUUUUUUUUUUUUUUUUUUAAACAACACGCGUAACCAAAACAGCGAGGGAAACUAGGGAAAAGUUUUGUUAGCAGGGUAAAAAGAAGUGGGUAGACUGGGGGGGGGCACACUUAGUCAGCUCCACCGCCCCUUUCAGGGUAAUCCUAUCAACGUGCAUUUAUCAUUUUAAUUGACAUUGAUAUCGAAUAAGGCGUCAUACAUUCUCUUCUUUUACAAUGAAUCUAAAGCAUGUUGUCAGGACUAAUUUUGUAUAUUUCUCAUAAGAAUGGGAGUCGUAUUUUUUAUAGGGGUUGAUACUAGUUAACAUCUGUUAAUUUUAGCCUUGACUUGUAAAUAUUUGAUGACUGGUUUGAGUUUUGAAAUUCAUGUCAAUUGGAAAUUAAUGAUUUAUCCCUUGGUGAUUCAAUACCCUACUUGGGUACCAGCUCACUUCUCCUGAUUUCUGUAAAUGGAUUAUUCUAAGGUUAUUAGAAGUAAAACACAGUCAUCCAAUCCUUUGCCAUGCAACCUUACAUGGUAAGAGUGUGACCUUUCUUGAUUCAUAUAGAAAAAACGCCAUGCAGUUAACAUUUAAAGUGUCUGAAGAAUUUCAGACGCAAGCCGUAAAUGCACGCUCGACGAUGUGGCGCAGCUCACAUAUUUUCGAAAUGCGGCAGCAAUUCGCUUUAAAUGAAUUGAAAAUGUUCGGUUCGAACACAUUUUCGUUUUUCUCUUCCAAGCAAGUCUGUCUAGCCUGCAAAUCUCCUACGGAGAUGAUUAUAUUAUACUGCAUUUAUACUCGUGUAAAUGUUUUCGUUUUAUGUAUUCCAUACAGUGUAGUGCAAUGCCCUCAAUAGAGACACUAAAAGACAUGGGAAUAACGUGAAGGCUCUGAGAACUGUUUUGGUUUCGUUUUAAUUAACCCAACGCGGCAGGAGUUGUAAUGGUAAUACUCUAUUUUUCAAACAAACCCUCAUUUAAACAUCGGCCUAUUCCAUUAAAUGAAUUUACCAAACUGGCUCAGCCAAUCAGAACACCUCGUUGCGAUUCAAAGAGGAUCGUUACUACCACGUGACCUAAGCGUAAUAGUUAUGUCGCAUUCAAGAGAGUGAAUUUCUUAUGUGGGGUUGGAUCAGUUGAAGUCACUUCAUUAGAUUGUUCAUCCAGUGGCUUAGGAGUACAGUUCUUGAGUCACAGACGAGUAAGCUGCAAUAAUUGUGUUGAUUAUGUAAUACGCAAGGAUGAUAGUUAGACGGUGGAACCAGACACUGAUCGCUGUCCUCUGGUGGAUCGCUGGAGCAAGAUUUCUUGAAGCUCGUAACAGGACGUCACAAGCGCAAGCUGUCUCGAUCAUCUUCAAUGACUACGACAAACACACGAGACCUUACUCCACCACAGGGCAACCUGUUAACAUCACAGUCAACAUGCGAAUCAACUCAGUAUUCGACGUUCGAGAGGAGGCAAUGGAUUACACAAUGCGGUUUGCUUUUCGUCAAAAAUGGCGCGACCCCCGCUUGACCUAUAACAUCAGCCUUACUCGCGGCCAAGGUCACCCGUACAUUCAGUUAGAGACCGCUGACCUUAUUUGGUACCCGGACACAUUCUUCAUGAACGCGCGAAAGUCGUACAUACAUGACGUCACCAAGAAGAACCUGGGAAUUCGGUUAUUCCCUGACGGGUCCAUAUAUAUGAGCCAAAAGAUCACUGUUACAGCGGAAUGUCAAAUGGAUCUUCGAAAAUUCCCGAUGGACACUCAAGUUUGCGUACUUCAGUUUGAGAGCUUUUUCCACACGGCAGCAGAGAUCGUCCUCAGGUGGGAGGAGGGGGACACUCCUGUGGCGAUAUCCAAAGAUAUGAACCUCCCGCACUUUGAUAUCGUAGGGCUAGAGACCAAGCAGAUCUAUAAUGUCUACAAGUCAGGGAAGUUCAACAGCCUGGAGGUGCACAUCACGUUUCGGCGUCGUCUUGGUUACUACCUGAUCCAGACGUACCUCCCAUGCGUGUUCUUGUGCUUUCUCUCGUGGAUGCCUUUCUGGAUGGAUCCGAGUGAGACUGGGGAUAGGCUGGCUGUGGGGAUAACCGCUGUCCUUACCAUCGUGUUUUUGGCGGGCGCGAUGAACACGAACAUGCCCAAGGUGUCGUACAUGAAGGCAAUCGACUGGUACGUCAUCGCAUGCUUUCUCACCAUGGUCCUCUCAUUUGUUGAGUCGAUGCUCGUGUUUAGAAUGGUGGUGCACAGUCGGGAGAAGAAGGACUUAGAGGAUGAGGUAGAUUGGGGAGUCACGCCAACAAGGAGGAAGGAGAUAUCAGAGUCUGAAGAAGACUUGAGACAACUCUCAGAAGCUAUGGAGCCUACAGCUAACGGUGAAGUCAGAGCUAGAAUGAUAAACACCGCGAAAACCCGACUAGUCAAGCUACCACCAGCUCCGCUGAUCAGCUUUCGCGGGCGUAGAAACAGGCGAGGUUACCUAAUCAUCAAGUCCAACUCCAUCGACCGAGUCUCUCACGUCCUGUUUCCAGGCGCAUUCAUACUUUUCAACGUCGUCUACUGGAUGAUGUAUCUCAAUUAAAAAAGGAGGGGAAAUGAGAGCCGCGGUACAAAAACGUUGUUCGGCUGAAUCCUUUGUUUUGCGGGGCUUGUUAUAUGUUAUAUGAAAAUCGUCGUAAAUCCCUGAAAACGCUGAGAACGUUCAUGACUACGUUUUGGUUAUGAACUUAUGUCGUAGAAACUCAAUCCGUCCAGAUACCAUUAAUAAAUGCUUUAAAUAGGAGAUUGUAAUGUUGAGGGACGUUGGACAAAAGUGUAUUCACUGUUGAAUGGUUCAAACGAGGCCCAAGACAAGUUCUUCUGUCAGGAUAAAAUUGUGAGCACCAGAAAAUGUAUACACCGCUUGGAAUGUCGUACUGUGAGAAACCAGGUGUUAUUAUACCCGUGCGCUUCAUGGGGAUCAACUAAAUGAACAAAUAAGCGCUUUUAUUAUUCAUUACUGGAAAGAAUUUAAGUAUUCUUGCCGACGCCUCUCCUACCCCACGGCCAAGGAAGCCAGAUUUUGUCAUUCAUAUUUCCCCCUGAUUCAACAGUACUAAGGUCGGCACCAGGCUCCGUAGAGUGUGCCUACCACGGCUUGUUCGCGGUACAAAAAUAAUUACACCUUUUGCUGUUCAUUAACGGGAAAGGUACAUUCAUUUUUGCCAAAAGUUACAUCGAUAGCGUGUAUUAUACGUUCAUCAACAUCGCACGAAACAUCAUUUAGCGUGACUUGACUUUCAAUAGCAAUAAUUGAAUAUUCGUGAAGAUUCAUUAGCAUCAACGGAGAAACAAUAACGCAUUUGGACAUUCAAUGUCCAUUCGCUGUAGGGCGGUAACUUUUUAGCUCAGUGUUUGGGCCGGUAUCUAGUGGGUUAUGGUGCGCUGGUGCACCGUCAUAAAUAAAAGUGACGUUUUCGUUGGGGUAAAGAUUCAGUCGUGUUUGUGAAGUCGUUGAAUCUUUGUGCAUUCAUUCCCCCGAUGAUAGAAAAGUGGAAGAUAAGACCGUUAGUGGGCGAAAUAGCCAAAGUGACUGUGAUAUUUCUUCCAAUUAGACCACAUACUUGGCGGUACGCUCUCUCCCUCCCUAUAUCUAGCUCUUCCCUGUGUUCGAGGGGUUUCUUGGCGGCAUUUCUUAUACAAACGUUUUCUGUUUUUCUAGAGCGAACGAGUGAGUUUAUACUUUUUGCUUUUUUAAAACCUCCACAAAAAGUGUUGUUUGUUUGUCUGUUUUUUUUUUUUGUUAAAAUUAUUUAUAGUUCUAUAUUUCUCUUAAUUAUAGGAGCCAACUGUUCAAAGAAAAAAGAAAAAUAGUAACUCUAAUGAAAUUUUAUUUUUCCUUGUUGUUUGGUUUAAAUCGGAUAAAUGGUUGUCAAACCACAUUGGUGAAUGUCACAUUGAUGAACAUGAUUGUCUGAAAGGGCUUAUUGAUUGUCUUUGUUUAUGUUAAUAGCACUAAUGAAUUUUCUAUUUUUUAUAACCGAUUGUCAAUAAACGCUACUGAUUGUCCAAACGUGUAAUUGAAUUUUCGAUUGCAUGCAAAAGAAUGUUCAUCCCAUCCCGAAUGAAUGCCCAAUUGCGUUAUUGAUUGUCCGUUGAUGCUUUUGAAUGUUCGCGCAUAUUCAAUCAUUGUUAUUGAAAGUCGAGUUCGAUCGAGUCACGCUAAGGAUGUUUCGUGCGAUGUUGAUGAACGUACAAUGCACGUUAACGAUACAACGUUUGGCACAAAUGAAUGUCCCUUUCCCGUUAUUGAACAGCAAAAGGUGUAUAUGAAUAAGUAAAACACAAAUAACGACUUGUACAUUCCAACAGUCCAACGUUAUUUGAAUAUAUGCGUAUGUACAACAUGCUUUAGCCUCUCAUAUGACCAAAUAAACGACCAAAGAAAAUUA
This is a messenger RNA of Nematostella vectensis (starlet sea anemone), 4792 nucleotides long. Its product is annotated as gamma-aminobutyric acid receptor subunit beta-3. Gene Ontology annotation, biological process: regulation of membrane potential; nervous system process; chemical synaptic transmission. Gene Ontology annotation, molecular function: neurotransmitter receptor activity; extracellular ligand-gated monoatomic ion channel activity; chloride channel activity. The coding region runs from base 1615 to 2943 and encodes 442 amino acids. The transcript is spliced from 9 exons. Gene Ontology annotation, cellular component: neuron projection; synapse; membrane. The record is from RefSeq and is a predicted model, not a curated record. NCBI's taxonomy places the organism in Eukaryota, Metazoa, Cnidaria, Anthozoa, Actiniaria, Edwardsiidae.